Molecule: messenger RNA, 2333 nt
Organism: Salvelinus sp. IW2-2015
Lineage: Eukaryota; Metazoa; Chordata; Actinopteri; Salmoniformes; Salmonidae
Product: magnesium transporter NIPA2
Biological process (GO): magnesium ion transport
Cellular component (GO): membrane
Molecular function (GO): magnesium ion transmembrane transporter activity
Source: RefSeq, a predicted model, not a curated record
UCAACUGGGUCUUCAGUGUAGCUCUGUUUCAGUUCAAUUGAAUGUUCCAGAACGUAAAAACGUACUGAAAUCAGCCCAGAUUGCUUUUAACAUUCUCCCCUGCUCAUUCGAUGGACACGUCAACCACUGGUUAGCUAGUUGAUAGGUAAAUUACCUAUCCAGACGUUGUAGGAUCUGGAAGGCGUCAGCAACGUCUGAGUAGAGGGACGUGCCCUUGAUCAGUAGUGAAAGCGCAGCGUCGUCGCCUGCUCUUUUCGAGGCCAAUGAGAGAACUGCUGACGGAGGUAAUGGGAGGGCCAGACGUACACCUGAGCAGGUCAGGAUGACUUGAUUGUGUGCCCACGCCCCCUGUGAAUAAUCUAUCGGAUCGAUUUGUUUCUGCGAAACGUUUUUUUUUWAUGCGUGGAAUUAAGAACGAUCACAUUGGGAACGGAUACUUUUACCGGUCUCUUUUUUGACCUACUACUACUGUUUCGGCUACUUCGAGAUUUGUUGGAUAUUAGCCAAAAAUCAACACAAUGCAAUAUGUUCAUUUAUCUAAGGAUUCAUGCCGAAACGGUUCCAUAAUAAGGCUACUGUGUCCAUCUCAGACUGCUGUGUGUAUAGUCAACGGGGAGGCAAGCCUCCUCAACACCUCCUUCACUGACAAUCACAAUGCCACUGAGACAGAGCUGUCAGCCGUCGUUAACAACUGGACCAGCUAUAACUUCUGGACUGGUUUGACCUUGGCGGUGCUGUCGGCCUUCCUGAUUGGAGGAAGUGUGAUGCUGAAGAAGAAGGCCCUGCUUCGCCUAGCCAAUAAUGGACAGACCAGAGCAGGUGAAGGUGGUCAUGGAUAUUUAAAGGACUGGCUAUGGUGGAGUGGCCUUCUAACCAUGGGUGCCGGUGAGGUUGCCAACUUUGCAGCGUACAUGUUUGCGCCAGCUACUGUGGUGACUCCUCUGGGUGCCCUGAGUGUCCUCAUCAGUGCAGUGCUGUCCUCUUACCUGUUGGGGGAGACACUGAAUCUGUUGGGAAAGCUGGGCUGUGUGCUCAGCAUACUGGGCAGCACUCUCAUGGUGAUCCAUGCACCUGAAGAAGAGGAAGUCACUACCCUGCAGCAGAUGACUGACAAACUGCUCGACCCAGGCUUCCUUGUGUUUGCCAGUAUCCUGCUGGUGGCCUGCCUGCUGCUUAUCUUCUACUUCUCCCCCCGUGUGGGCCAGACCAACAUCCUGGUCUACAUCGGCAUCUGUUCUAUGCUGGGAGCCUUCACCGUCUCCUCCGUCAAGGGCCUGGGCAUCGCCAUCCGCACAGUGUUCUCUGACCCGGCCGUGGUGCGUCACCCGCUCACCUGGAUCCUGCUGGCGUCACUGAUCAGUUCUAUCGUGGUCCAGGUCAACUACCUGAACAAGUCCCUGGACACCUUCAACACGCUGCUGGUCUACCCAAUCUACUAUGUGUGCUUCACCACCGUGGUGCUCACCACCUCCAUCAUCCUGUUUAAAGAGUGGGGGACCAUGUCUGGUGUGGACGUGGUGGGCACCGUGGGGGGCUUCCUGGUCAUCAUCUUGGGGGUAGCCAUGCUGCACCUGUUCAAAGACAUCCACGUCACCCUGGAGGGCCUGGCCAGCAGAAUGUGUCAGCCGCUGGAGGUGAAACGGGAGGACAAACACAUCCUUAUUGAGAAUAUGGAGAGCCUGCCUCCCAUGAGAGAAGACGCACCCAGAGUCUUCAUCAUCAGCUGAGAGACUGGCACCCAGAGUCUUCAUCAUCAGCUGAGAGACUGGCACUCAGGAUCUUCAUCAUCAGCUGAGAGACUGGCACCCAGAGUCUUCAUCAUCAGCUGAGAGUGGCACUGAGGAUUUUCAUCAUCAGCUGAGAGACUGGCACCCAGUAUCUUCAUCAUCAGCUGAGAGACUGGCACCUGAGAGGACUCUUAGCACUUUCACUUAUGUAAAUAUGUAUUUGUUAGUCUUUUUAUUGGUCGUUUUAUGUAGAUUUGUGACCAAAGCUUUUGUUGACUAUGUCUAUGAUGCUCCAGGAUGCUAAAUAGCCUGCUACUGAGGACCUUUGUCUAUGAAGGUACCAGAGAAGAGAUUACAUUUUAUAUAGUUGUUUAAACUUGUGGGUGUUUUUUAACCUCAGUUAAUGAUAAUAUGGGUUGCUGAUGACGCUGCAGGCUAUGUAGACUGCUGCUGAAGACCAAUGUUUGUGAUUCAUCAAGGUAUUUUUUAGGGCUAGUUUWAAAAAAAUGUUUGUAUACUUUGCAUUUUAAGAUGUUGACUACAUUUCAUAUUUCUUUUGCCUGUCACUCAUUUCAAUAAAUAUUUUCUAUUUUGUGCCAGCCAUUA